GAUGACGAAUGAAUAGCCAUAAAUCGAAAGCAUGACUUCAGAGGAAGGACACGACAAAGAACUGAGCACUGGUUUGGGAGAAGCUUGGGAUUGGGCGCUGGAUUUAACAACAGAUUCAUAAAGCAAGGAUUCCUAUCAGAGGGGAACCUGAAACAAUUGCAAUCUGCCCUUUGUCCUUGAGAAACUGCUAACUCAGACAGUGCUCUGGGAAGCUUCGUCUGUCCCCUGCCCGAUGUAGACACAAAGCAGGGCCCAGGGCCCAGGGCCCAGCACCGCGCUCGGUCGAAGACAAAAGCAGCCAGGAAACUCUUCCCACUCCCGACUGGCGGCUGGAGGGUGCGAGACCGCCCGGACACACUUCGUCCACCACUGCGCUGGAGAGGGCGCUGUACCCCGCUCUCCCCGGCCCUGCUUGGAAUAAACAGGCACAGAAAACACCAGCAAGGCAGAGCCAAGACACUGCUUGCCAGAGGGCCGAGGCUGCGGGGCGCCUCUCCGGGAAGCCGGAUCCCCGCGGGCACAGACCAACAGGGGCAGCGCGGGCACUGUGCAGGGGGAACUGCGCCGAUCCGCAGCUGCGCCCGGAACAGCCCCGCCCGCCCGCCUGCCCAGGAGCAUGGCCCGGAGCGCUGAGCGGGCGCCGGACCCCGCGCGUGGCCUCGUGAUUAUGGACAAUUGGCCAGGAUAUGACUUGAAUUUAUUCACAUACCCACAGCAUUAUUACAAUGAUCUGGAAUAUGUGCUUAUACCUCAUGGCAUCAUUGUGGACAGAAUUGAGCGGCUGGCUAAGGACAUUAUGCAAGACCUGGGAUGCUGUGACCUUAUGAUCCUGUGCGUGCUUAAGGGAGGUUACAAGUUCUGCGCUGAUCUUGUAGAGCACCUUAAGAACAUCAGCCGGAAUUCAGAUAGAUGUGUCUCUAUGAAGGUGGAUUUCAUCAGACUAAAGAGUUACAAGAAUGACCAGUCCACGGACCAGAUGCAGAUCAUGGGAGGGGAGGAUCUCUCAACACUGGCAGGCAAGAAUGUCCUCAUUGUGGAGGAUCUUGUGGGGACUGGGAAGACCAUGAGAGCCCUGCUCAGCAGCAUUGAGAAACAUAAGCCCAACAUGAUAAAGGUAGCCAGUUUGUUGGUAAAGAGAACACCAAGGAGUGAUGGCUUCAAACCUGACUAUGCUGGAUUUGAAAUUCCAAAUUUAUUUGUGGUGGGAUACGCCUUAGAUUAUAAUGAAUACUUCAGAGAUCUGAAUCACAUAUGUGUGAUCAAUGAACAUGGUAAAGAAAAAUACCGAGUCUGAAGAAGCAAAUGCUACUGUCAGCUUCCCAAGUAACACCGCAGUUGUUACUACAUUCAGGAAGCCGGCAUAAUGUCUGUCUCUCGUGGGAUAAAAGAAGUAUUUUAAGAGAACUUUCUUUUCAGGGAUUGUAAUGUAAGAGGGUACUGAAGGUCUUCAAGGAAAAAAAAAGCAGUGAUUUUAUUUGACUUGUGCCUGAUUGAACAUUCCACUCCCGACUGUCCUGCCCACCUUCGCGCUCCUGAACUGCACCAUCUUUUGUUUUGAUAGCCAUCAUGCUUGAUUACUACUCCCAGGACUAUCCCCACCUAGUUAUUCAAAUAUUUUUCACCUAACCUUCUUUAAUACCUUUUUUUGUUGUUGUUGUUGUAAUAUUUCACACUAUUAAGAACUUGGAAGCCUUUUAAUGUAAUAUCUGAGCCCUUAAACAAGGAAUGAAGCUAAGUUCCCAUACUAAAAAAAAAAAAAAAGAGGGAAAGAACAAUUUAACACACAUUUCUGUUUGCACAUUCCUGACAGGGCGUUAUUAUCUGCUUUGACAAAGCCUUUCAGCAGCGCAGGGACAAUGAAUCUUAAUGAUGUUCUGAGUGAGCUCUUGCCUAGGGCUCCCAGAUCAGGGUUUCCGGCUGCGGUGACGGCAUGUCACAGAUGCAUGGACGUACUCAACUGUGUUUAAUACUCAGAAUUUUAAUUAGAAAAGACAAUGGCAGCAAGGCCUUGGUUCUUGUGCUGUGUCCUUUUCAUUGUGCCGGACAUGAGCAAUUGGUGGAAUCAAGACAGGGAGUGUUUCCAGCACUCAGGAAAAGCAAGUAUGUGCUCUUCCUCCUGUGCGCUUCAGAGGACAGGACACCGUAAGGUGCUGUGCAAAACAUGAACACGGGCGCCCAGCUAUUUCACUAAGUGUCCUUACAAGGCUGAUCACGGCCUCAGGUGCUCUAGGAAGUAAGCCCACCUACAUCAGUUUUCUUCCAAAUGACACUUUCGUUAUCACCAUCGUUGAGACACUUUCUAAUUUUUAGGGCUUCUUAUUGAAAAUAAACUUGAGUGUCAAUGGAGUUGGCUUUUUUCUCACUUCCUAAAAAUAUACAAAUACAAAAUAAAUAACUGCUGGCAAGCAAGCUUUGUUUGAUUUUGAAUUGUUCAUGGUGUAUUAUUAUGAGACUCUACCGUCCUUUUAUAAAAAAUCAGAAAUAUUGUUUCAUAACUGCUUACUGUUUUUCUUCUACCUUCUUAUUUUUAAUAGACCUGUAAUCAUUAAAAUGUUUAUGAGCUUAAGUAAA
Octodon degus (degu) is the source of this 2571-nucleotide messenger RNA. It is a transcript of the gene Prtfdc1, whose product is annotated as phosphoribosyl transferase domain containing 1. Bases 617 to 1294 code for a protein of 225 amino acids. The transcript has 9 exons. Gene Ontology annotation, molecular function: hypoxanthine phosphoribosyltransferase activity. Gene Ontology annotation, biological process: purine ribonucleoside salvage. NCBI's taxonomy places the organism in Eukaryota, Metazoa, Chordata, Mammalia, Rodentia, Octodontidae. The record is from RefSeq and is a predicted model, not a curated record.